CUGCUGAAUAAACAGCAAACGGAGAAACGACGAAAGAAAAAUCUUACAAAAAAGGAGCAAAAGAAAGUCAAGAUGGUGUUUGCAAAGUUCAGUUUUAUUUUACUGCUAGUGUUUAAUUACGUGCAAGCCGACAUGCACGGGAAGCUGCUGGACGAGACGGAGGAAACGAUGGACCUGGAGGCGUAUCAUCCAAAUCGCGAUCUUCCAAUACAGAACUCGAUCGUGUCUCAUCAAAGGAGACACUCGAAAUCUAAAAGACGGAUGAAACGAAGAUAUAAGUGCUAUAGCUGCGAGCCGCCCGACUGCCUGGACACGACGGCUCAUGCCCAUCUUUGUCAGAAUGCGAUCCAGUGUUGGAAGUCACGAAUCCGCGAUCAGUUCGGUCACGAAAGUGUUUCCCGCGGAUGUACGACCAUGCACGAGCAGCUGCCGCUGUACUGCAAUCAAAAUCUGAUGACCAGCAGCGGUCCGAAGAAGCGACACGCCACCGGAACGUACAACAUCGAGUGCUGUACGGGGGAUUACUGUAACAAUGGAAGCUUCCCGGCGCUGCCACCAAUCGAAUAUCCGAAUGAUGUAACGAAGCUGGAGUCGUCCUCGUACUUAGUUAAAGUGAUCUUAACUUUCAUAAGUGCAUUCGCUGUGGUCGCCAUUCUUGUGUUUCUCUAUUGUUUCCUCCGGCGGCGAACAAAUCAAAAACGGCUGAUGGUUACCAGGAGCAAACAUGAUCCGGAAACGUACUACGCAAGUGAUGAAAUUCGAGCUACCAGUGCUGGCGACAGUACUUUGAGGGAAUACCUACAACACUCGGUAACCUCCGGAUCGGGCAGUGGUUUACCGUUGCUGAUCCAACGGACCUUGGCCAAACAGGUGUCUCUGUUCGAGUGCAUCGGCCGAGGAAGGUACGGCGAGGUGUGGCAAGGUGUUUGGCAUGGUGAAAAAGUGGCAGUGAAAAUAUUCUUCUCCCGUGACGAAGAUUCGUGGAAGCGUGAGACCGAAAUUUACAGCACUGUUCUACUGCGGCACGAAAAUAUUCUCGGCUACAUUGGUUCCGACAUGACGUCCCGUAAUUCGUGCACCCAGCUGUGGUUGAUCACCCACUACUACCGGCAAGGAUCGCUGUUUGAUCAUCUGAACCGGACUGCCUUAAGCCACAAUCAGAUGGCUAACAUUUGCCUCUCGAUUGCCAACGGUUUGGUACAUCUGCAUACCGAGAUCUUUGGAACUGAGGGCAAACCAGCAAUCGCUCACCGUGACCUGAAAACAAAAAAUAUUCUGGUACGCAACAAUGGUACCUGUGUGAUAGCCGAUUUUGGCCUUGCAGUGACCCACAGUCAGACGACGAACAAGAUCGAUAUGGGCAAUACGGCACGGGUCGGAACCAAGCGAUAUAUGGCACCGGAGGUGCUGGACGAAAGUAUCAAUUUGGAAUGCUUUGAGUCACUGCGUAAGGCCGAUAUCUACGCAAUCGGACUGAUAUUCUGGGAAGUCUGUCGACGGACACUGUCGAACGGUAUUGCCGAGGAUUACAAGGUACCUUACUACGAUUGUGUGACGUCCGAUCCCAGCUUCGAGGAGAUGCGCAAGGUCGUCUGUGUGGACAACUACCGGCCCUCGAUACCGAACCGAUGGUCGUCGGAUCCGCCUCUCGAUGGCAUGGCCAAACUGAUGCGCGAAUGCUGGCACGCAAACUCCAACGUUCGACUGACGGCACUGCGAGUGAAGAAAACGCUCCAGAAACUGACCCGAUCGGACGAGAAGCUCAACUACGAUCACGAUUUCGAUGGCGACAUCUGUGUUUGAUGACGGCCUCCCAAUGUCAGUCUCCGAGGCGUCGUAAUCCCUAUCACCUGUGCACUGUGUGCUAUUUUGCCUUCGAUUGGCUACGAACAACAGCUGCUGCUGCUACUGCUGCUGCUGUUGGUAGAGAAAGUAUCAGAAAGAAAUAUAUCAUUUUCGUAGUAAACAUUACUCCAUGUUCGAAUGCGUUUGAUCGAUUGACGGUCGUAGAUGAUCUUACGAAUGUUUGUAAGAAUUGUCUAUUGCGCCGGUGUUUCAAAUGCGAGAAAAGAGAUCAUUCAAAUCCGUCUCAUAGAUGUUCCAGUGAGUAUACUACGCAAUGCCUGUACAUAUUUUUACAUACUUUUAUUAGUCUAGGAUUGUUGACCGUACAGAUAACUCAAUCUUGAAUAAAAUAGUGGGAUUUCAUUGCCGUAUUUUAACUGUACAAUUUUGCAUUCAAUUCGAAACUUUUUUCAGUUAUACAUUCAUCCUUGGUUUCUGCAACAGGUUAUCUACAGUAGGUUUUUUUUCAAUAGGUUCUUUUUUCUACUUUCACAAAUCACAUUUGAUUAACAUUAACAUACAUUGAACAUAGUUUAGUCUGUAACAGUCGAAAUAGGAUACAAAAUCAGAAAAUGUUCAGUAUUAUUAACUGAAUGAAAUAUGAUGAUAGUAAUAGAGAAAAGAAAAAAAAAACAAUGCUAUAAGCGAAAAUAUUAAGUGAACGUAAUAUUUACAAACACCAGAAAUAAAAAAAUAAUAAUUAAGAUGAGAAAUUCAUCAAAUCUUAGAAAUAGAACCAAUCUGUUGAUCUUAGUUAAUUACAAAACAAUAACAACAAGUGAUCGAUUCCGAUACCGGGACAAUCUAGUUGCUUGAGAGCAAUACAUACUUUUUUUUUCUUUUGAAAAUGAAAUAGAAGAAAAAAAAGAAGAAACGUCCAAGUGCCAUUGAAUACAUGAUUAAAUACUUCAAUCGAUUGAAUUCGCAUCCUAAAAAUGAAUUGCGUGUUGUAGCGAAGCAGUUUUGUACAUAACACAUUCACACUGACCGCGACUGGAGAAACAAUUCGAAAAAAAGGUUGUUUCAUACUCGAUUCGGCACUUACCGUACUUCGGUAAUCGGAUUCCAAACCGAAGAGUGUUUUUUUUUCUUUUUGUAUGGCUCUAACACACUUAUGAUAGUUUGAAUUGCAGUUUUACUACAUCAAUAAAAAAAUACGUACGUGCGAAUAUCGCCUUAUUCGUGUAGCAACAAGAAAAGUAUAAUUUAAUGCAAAUAUUUAUAUAUCCAUAGUUUUCUAUUAACCCAGACAGAGUAAAUAGAUGGAAAUUUUGUUUUCAUCGGAUAGCAUUGUGUAAGUUGAUUUUGAAAACCGAAGAAAUAAAUGAUAUAUGUAUUUAGUUUA
This is a messenger RNA of Malaya genurostris, 3190 nucleotides long. It is a transcript of the gene sax, whose product is annotated as activin receptor type-1. Gene Ontology annotation, biological process: cellular response to growth factor stimulus; protein phosphorylation; BMP signaling pathway. The record is from RefSeq and is a predicted model, not a curated record. Gene Ontology annotation, cellular component: plasma membrane; BMP receptor complex. The coding region runs from base 73 to 1803 and encodes 576 amino acids. NCBI's taxonomy places the organism in Eukaryota, Metazoa, Arthropoda, Insecta, Diptera, Culicidae. The transcript has 10 exons. Gene Ontology annotation, molecular function: transforming growth factor beta receptor activity, type I; ATP binding; SMAD binding.